UAAGUAAAAAUAAUGAUAAAUAAAUUUGAAAUUCUCUCAAACUCACUAAACUGCCCUAAAAUGUAUCAAUAUAUCAAUAAACAAUUUAGUUGAAAAGCAUGAAAUUGUUGAAAGCAGGAGCAAAUUUGAUUAAAGUAGAACAACAGUCUAGAAAUCUCUGGUUAACCCAAAACGCCUAAAAACCUGUUCAAACUAAAACUCUAAUUUACUUCCACAUACCAUACAUGCAACCUUCUCCACUACCACACAUUCUCAAAUCCCAAUCCCACUAUGUCAAUAGUCCCCGCCCCACAACCCGACGGACCUCUCUUCGCCGAGGUCGACAUGGGUGGCGACGCUUCCGCCCCCACCGUCCGAGCUACCGUGGUCCAAGCUUCUACCAUUUUCUAUGACACCCCCGCUACUUUAGACAAAGCGGAGAGGUUGUUGGCUGAAGCCGCCGGAUAUGGGUCUCAGCUAGUGGUGUUCCCUGAAGCGUUUAUCGGCGGAUAUCCACGCGGCUCCAACUUCGGCGUUACCAUUGGGAACCGCACUGCUAAAGGGAAGGAAGACUUCCGGAAAUAUCACGCUUCGGCCAUUGAUGUUCCUGGUCCUGAAAUCGAGCGUUUGGCGGCCAUGGCUGGAAAGUAUAAGGUUUACUUGGUGAUGGGUGUGAUAGAGAGAGAUGGAUACACUCUAUAUUGUACGGUGGUGUUUUUCGAUUCUCAAGGUCGGUUCCUGGGGAAGCACCGCAAGAUCAUGCCGACGGCAUUGGAGCGCAUAAUUUGGGGGUUUGGAGAUGGAUCCACAAUUCCGGUUUUCGAGACUCCCAUCGGGAAAAUAGGGGCUGCCAUUUGUUGGGAAAAUAAAAUGCCACUUUUAAGAACAGCAAUGUAUGCAAAAGGCAUUGAAAUAUAUUGUGCACCAACCGCUGAUUCCAGGGAUGUGUGGCAAGCAUCAAUGACCCAUAUAGCUCUUGAAGGCGGGUGUUUUGUGUUGUCAGCCAACCAGUUCUGUCGGAGGAAAGACUACCCACCUCCUCCAGAAUAUCUGUUUUCCGGGACAGAAGACGAACUCAAUCCAGAUUCUGUCGUCUGUGCCGGUGGAAGUGUCAUUAUAUCACCAUCUGGAGCUAUUCUGGCUGGACCCAAUUACGAUGGGGAGGCACUUAUAUCAGCAGAUCUAGAUAUGGGAGAAAUUGCACGGGCGAAAUUCGAUUUCGAUGUGGUGGGCCAUUAUUCAAGACCAGAAGUGCUUAGCUUGAUUGUGAGAGACCAUCCAGCAAAGCCAGUUACUUUUACAUCGGCAUCUGAAAAAACUGAAGACGCUUAUAAGUUGCUGUGAUCUUAAGUUAUACGCAUUGGGUCCCUCGUAAUCAGAUGAAUAAAAGUUGUAUAGCCACCAAUUGUAGGGUAUUGGAAUGCAUCUCUCUUUCAACAGAUGACCCCUUUGUGCUCGUGUUCAUCCAUCCCCUCUGUAACUAAUGAUACAGAACCUUGAUUCUGCGAAUUUCCCUUCAUUUUAUGCCGCUACUUUUUACUGUCCA
This is a messenger RNA of Gossypium raimondii (Peruvian cotton), 1525 nucleotides long. RefSeq names its product bifunctional nitrilase/nitrile hydratase NIT4A. Gene Ontology annotation, biological process: detoxification of nitrogen compound. The coding region runs from base 271 to 1323 and encodes 350 amino acids. The record is from RefSeq and is a predicted model, not a curated record. Gene Ontology annotation, molecular function: nitrile hydratase activity; nitrilase activity. Lineage: Eukaryota; Viridiplantae; Streptophyta; Magnoliopsida; Malvales; Malvaceae. The transcript is spliced from 4 exons.